AUGAGUGAGAACUUCCAGCACAGAUCAGUGCAAAGGCAGCAUCAGGAUGAGUGCUUCUCUUUGGAGUCACAGUCAGCCAUCAGUCAGCCAUCCGUCCACACAGGAAGCUCCAAUCAGACACAUUUUCCCCGCCAUAAGGGCCCCGCCUCUCUGAACUACAGACCCUCCCCCUGUCAGUCCAUGUCCUGUGUUUCCCUCCAGAACUGUCUGAUCCGGGUGACGCCUCGCGGUCGGGAAGCUCUGGUGACGGAUUUUGGGCUGGCGAGGGAGGUGGUGGAGCCGCCUGUGAAGGACCCUGGCAGGAAGCUGUCGUUGGUGGGCUCAGCCUUCUGGAUGGCUCCUGAGAUGCUCAGAGGAGAGCCCUACGACCGCAAGGUGGACGUUUUCUCCUUCGGGAUUCUUCUCUGUGAAAUCUUUGCCAGGAUCCCAGCAGACCCAGAGGUCCUCCCCAGAACCCAGGACUACGGGCUGGAUGUGGAGGCCUUCAGCAGGAUGGUUCCUGACUGCCCUCAGCGCCUCCUGCAGGUGGCAGCCAGCUGCUGCAUGGUGGAGUCCUUCCGGCGCCCGGCGUUCACAGAGAUACAGGACCAGCUGGACGAAGCAGGCGAGGGCCUGGAGCCGCCAUCAGAGCCGGAGCUAACGGCGAGCUGAGCGGCGUUUGUUCAGCUGCCUGGAUCAUUGAUGACUAUGUGGACAGGAAGCUGAGAUGAUCAGGAGUUCCUAGAUCCGCCCUGAGCACCGACGCGCCGCCUGCUCUCUGCUUCUCGCUGUAUGUGGGGUUAUCAGAACACGUUUUGGCAGCACCUGGAUGAGCAGUUACACCUGCAGGGAAAUAGAUCUGCCUCAAUCAGACGUCUGAUCCUUUGGCUGCUGUCACGUCUCUGGAACCAAUGAUCCGAUCUGCUGUUUCCGUCUUUGUCUCUAAUUGUCCGCCUGCAAACAGAACCUCUGUCCAGAUGUUCCCUCACAGCUUUAGACGUAAAACGCUUCACACCAAUGAGAAACCAGAGAAACCUUUGCUUUCUUUUUUCAUUUGUAAACUCCAGAGUUACAGAGAGGAUCCAGGACAUUUCUUCUCCAUCCGCACUGAAACGAUGAAAACAUGAGAUGAAUGAUUUCAGGAUUGUUCCAUCAUUGAAGGAAUCCUUUGAAAGCACAUUUCUCCAUAUUCCUCCUUUGUGGAUUUAAAGUUUUCCCAGAGGAAAGUCUAAAAUCAGGUCUCCUAGGCAACCAUGACACCAAAACCAGACAAAGGUUCAUUUCUCCUGCGUCUCCGUUUUUUUCUCUUGAUUUAUUCUCCUUUCAUAAAAGAUUUCAACCAGCUGUAAUAAAAUCCUCAGAUUGUUGGGUCUCUUUGAAAUCAGAGAAAUCUUUAAAA
Cyprinodon variegatus (sheepshead minnow) is the source of this 1378-nucleotide messenger RNA. RefSeq names its product dual specificity testis-specific protein kinase 2-like. Bases 1 to 651 code for a protein of 216 amino acids. The record is from RefSeq and is a predicted model, not a curated record. Gene Ontology annotation, biological process: actin cytoskeleton organization; protein phosphorylation. NCBI's taxonomy places the organism in Eukaryota, Metazoa, Chordata, Actinopteri, Cyprinodontiformes, Cyprinodontidae. The transcript has 4 exons. Gene Ontology annotation, cellular component: nucleus; cytoplasm. Gene Ontology annotation, molecular function: ATP binding; protein serine/threonine kinase activity.